UAGACAUUCACUGAAUAUCACAUGGAUUAAACGUAUACUCACAAUUCUGUAAGAUAUAAAUCUAUGUCACUGAUAAUAUCACUUUAAUCAAGCACAAUACAGAUUAAUGAAUGCAUUUAAACUCUGCUGCACUGAUUGACUUUGAAUAACACAGCUAGCUACUUAACAUAAAUUAAGCAGCAUUCCCUUUACCUAUCCUAAUAAAAAAAUGGAAACAAUAAAAGAACACCCAGACGAUGUGCCAUCACAAGCACCUUUUUCCUAUUUACGUGUCCCAACAUCUCAUCCUAUAACGUAUAAAUCAUCGUCCACCGUGAAUGAUAUCGAUCCAGUGCACAAUAUUAACAAUACUGAUGUUGAUGAUGAUGAUGAAGAUGUAGAAGUUGAAAUUGAUUUAGAGAAACUAUCACCGCCUUUACCACCAGAUGGAGGAUGGGGUUGGUUCAUUGUAUUUGGCAGUUUUUUAUGCAUGGUACUUGUGGAUGGGAUGUGUUUUUCCUAUGGAUUAUUUCUUAGUGAAUUAGAAGAAACAUUCGGUGCAUCUAAAAUGCAAAUGACAUUGGGGGGAUCUUUACUAACUGGAUUUUAUUUCAUGGUUGGUCCUCUUGUAAGUGGUCUUUUAAAUAAAUUUGGAUCCAGAGAAGUUGUAAUAGUUGGCACUUUGAUUUCAUCGGUGUCAAUUUUAACCAGUACAUUUAUUUACAAUUUGGAUUUAUUCAUUGUCGUAUUCGGUAUAUGCGGGGGUAUUGGAUACGGGUGCAUUUAUCUACCGGCGGCCACAGUUGUCACUUCUUGGUUUGUGAAAAAACGUGCCACUGUAACUGGAAUUAUAAUGGCUGGUAGUGGGAUAGGUGGUGUAAUCUACAGUUUAGUUGUUCCAUCUUUAAUUGAAAUAUACACUUGGCGUGGUUGUAUUUUGUUAUUAUCCGGUGUCAAUUUGAAUUGUGCAAUAGCCGGAGCCCUAUUUCGUCCACUACGCCCAUCUGAUUACAAGCAUGAAUUCAUUGGGAAUGAAGAUAUGGAAAAUACUUAUCCUAAUACAACGGCAAUCUCUAAAACAGAUCCAUUACUGGUUAAAAAUGUAACUGAUACAGAGGUCGAUGAAAGUGAAACUGAAGCAUUAACACGACAAAACACUGAAUUAAAUGCUAUCAUUGAAACAGAUCAUCCUGCAUAUAAUAUGAAUUUAAUGAGAAAACCAAAAACUUCAGUAAUUAAACUACCACCAGAAAAAGGAUUUAAUAAUCCAUAUUGUAUGAAAAAAACAAGUAUCAUUGAUGAUGAUGCAGUGAUUACUUACGGGAACCAGAUUGUCCCUGGUAUAAAAAGUCCGGUAAAUUUCCAGAAUAAUCCUUCUGAAGGUGUACCUGUAAUGAGUCUUGAAGCAGUUAAUCGUAUUGUGGGAGAUGUUCUCAAUCGUCAACUGAUCACAUCUUCAACAAGUUUAGCACCUCCAGAAUUCACUUCCAAACCUAAAUUGUCUGUGAUUCAAUCACCAAGAAAUAUUCAUUCAAGUUUUAUACAAACAGAACCAAAUGAUCUUACUGGUGCAUACAGAAAGCCAGAUAACUUUGGCAGUAAUGCUUGCUUUGCUUCAGUUGUUUCACUGAAAAUGCCAGCAGCCGAAUUGAACCAGUUGAAUGAUCCAUCAGUGUGUCAAGCGAUUGUAGAUGAACUGCAGAAAGAAAUGUCAAGACCAGCCUAUAAGAAAGAUUUAUUCCUUAGUGGAAGCUUAAUACAUCUGAAUGAAUUCUUAUCUACUGCUGAUGUCGCUUCAUAUAUCCGAUCAAUAACAAUUCCCGCUGAAGAAAUGAAUAUACGUCAACCAAUUUGGUCUAUGAUUAAAAAUGUUUUAGAUAUAGAAUUAUUGAAGAGUCCAACAUUUAUACUACUCUCAAUUUCCAGUGUACUCAGUAUGAUCGGUUAUUGUGUUCCAUAUCAAUUUCUUAAAGAUAACGCUCAACAGUUAGGAACAAGUGAAUCAUCUGCAUCAUAUCUAUUAGCUUAUCUUGGUGGUUUAAAUACAGUAGGAAGAAUAUUGACAGGUUGGUUAUCUGACCAGUCAUGGGCUAAUGUGCUCUACAUAAAUAACAUUUCACUAGUUACAUCCGGAUUACUUACAUCUCUAGUCCCGUUAGUUACAGUUUACGGAGGACUGGUUGGUUAUGCAUGUAUAUACGGACUUUCAAUAUCUGCAUUCAUUUCUGUUCGAACAAUUUUAAUUGUCCAAGUUUUGGGCUUAGAUCGACUAACUAAUGCAUUUGGAUACAUGCUACUAUUUCAAGCUUUCGCAUAUAUUGGGGCACCACCAGCAUUUGGUGCAAUGUAUGACAAGUUCAAGAACUUUAAUUUAAUCUUCAUUCUUGGUGGAUUAUCUGUCUUAGUAUCCGGUAUACUUUGUUUCCCAUUAGCUAGCUUAGCUCACUGGGAAAAUCGGAAAUCUUGUCAAUCAGACGAAAAUGAAGCGGUUUACGAGAAAACUACAGAUCAAAGUUUCCUCCCUGUACGAUUAUUGAGACGAGCACGUGAUUGGUUCAAUAAACACCUUCAAAGCUCUAAAAACUCGGAUAAUAUUUAUUAGAGUAAUGAUCGCUUUCAAUCGAUUGAUUUAAUUUUUUACUAAAUACACUUACCUCAUAGAUAGAUGUGUUGAUCAAAUUGUCAUGACAAGUGAAAUUAUUGUUGUUGUGAAUAACAAUUGAACAAACCAAUUCUUGAUUAUUCAAUCUCUCCGUUCGCUAACCAAUUCACAUCAACUCAACACAAUAGAGAACUGAGAAUAUUACAAAAGAAAUUUUGUUCAAAGUCUGAUUAUUUGUUUCGAAUCAUGUUAGGACUAAAUCCAUUGUUUUUACUAAAUAAUUGUAUAACGAAAUCAAUUAUUUCUAUCAACUUUGAUACAAAAAAACUGAUUAACUACACAUGAAAACAACUCAUUUCUUCUAUAUUUCUUCUAUAUUCCUUUUCUUGUGAUAAUGUUGAAAAACUAAGAAACAUAAUCUUACUUCGUAAAGUUUGUG
Messenger RNA from Schistosoma turkestanicum, 3020 nucleotides. The record is from the annotation of a GenBank genome assembly. NCBI's taxonomy places the organism in Eukaryota, Metazoa, Platyhelminthes, Trematoda, Strigeidida, Schistosomatidae.